Messenger RNA from Melanaphis sacchari, 1544 nucleotides. Its product is annotated as putative serine protease K12H4.7. The coding region runs from base 45 to 1544 and encodes 499 amino acids. Gene Ontology annotation, molecular function: serine-type exopeptidase activity; dipeptidyl-peptidase activity. The transcript is spliced from 10 exons. Gene Ontology annotation, biological process: proteolysis. The record is from RefSeq and is a predicted model, not a curated record. Lineage: Eukaryota; Metazoa; Arthropoda; Insecta; Hemiptera; Aphididae.
UAAAAUUCUGUAGAUCAUUAUAAAUUAAGGAUUUGAUUUUAAAAAUGAAUUUAAUAUUUUGUGUGGUUUGGUGUUGCCUUUGGUGGGGUUCUUUGGCUAAUGAAAGUAGUUUUAUGAAACUAGUGGGUGUAGGAAAACCAUAUUUACCAAUAUCAACUAGAAGUUUGGUUUUCGAAAACAAAUGGUUUGAACAGAAACUGGAUCAUUUUAAUCCUAUUGAUACGAGAACAUGGAAGCAGAGGUAUCAAAUGAAUUUGAAAUACUAUAAACGCGGAGGCCCAGUUUUUCUACUUAUAGGUGGAGAAGACAAGAUUUCACAGGAUUGGAUGAACGGUGGGGCUUGGAUUGAAUACGCUCAAAAAUGCAAUGCUUUGUGUUUUCAAUUGGAACAUCGGUAUUAUGGAAAAAGUCAUCCCACUGGAAAUUUAAAUACUACAAAUUUACUGUUCCUAAAUAUUGAACAAGCAUUAGCUGACUUAGCAACAUUUAUAAGCACCAUAACAAAUGAAAAUGAAAAAUUGCUGCUUAAUGCUAAAUGGGUAGUAUUUGGAGGAUCGUAUGCAGGAAGUUUAGCUGCCUGGGCAAGAAUGAAAUAUCCACAUCUCAUUUACGCAGCAGUUUCAUCAAGUGGCGCUUUAAGUGCGAAAAUAGAUUAUAAAGAAUAUUAUAUGACUGCCCAAAACGCAUUAUCGGAUUAUAAUUUAAAAUGCGCUUCGCGUAUAAGAGAAGCAACUGGAAUGAUUAACGAUUAUUUGAAAACCAUUGAGGGAGCCAAAUAUAUUGAGAAAAAAUUCAAAACGUGCACUCAUAUAGACAUAAAUAAUAAAAAAGAUAUAACACAAUUGUUUGACAACUUAGCUAUACCCAUUGCAUUAAUUAUACAAUUUAAUAAAGAUAACAGAUAUUACGAAAAUGUAGACCGGUCGUCUAUAUCAAUAGUAACAUUAUGUAAUAUGAUGUUAGACAAGUCGUUAGGAAACGAACUUGAAAGAUAUGCAGAUUUACACAGAUUAUUAAGAUCCGUUAACAAUAAAGAAUGUAUUGUAAAUAAAUAUCAAUCUAUAGUUAACGCUUUUAAGGAAACAUCUUGGAAAAAACAAUUUGUAAAAUCCGGAGAUCGACAAUGGCUUUACCAAACCUGUACAGAAUUAGGUCAUUUUGUUACAUCUAAUGAAGAUGAUCACUUAUUUGGUAAAACCAUUCAAUUAAACUAUUUUAUUGAUAGGUGCAGUGAUGUUUUUGGAAACUCAUAUGACUUUAAUGCAUUAAAUAAGGCAAUCAAAAACUCAAAUUUGAUGUUCAAAAAUUUAAAAACAAAAACAAGCCGGGUUAUUUAUUUACACGGGUCUAUCGAUCCAUGGAAUAAAUUAGGUCUUACUCAGCCACAAUCAAAUAAUUCCGUUUCAAUUUUCAUUGAAGGAGUAUCUCAUUGUGCAGAUUUAUAUCCUUCUACUCCAUCGGACCCUCCUCAGUUAACUAAUGCUCGCAGAGAAGUUUUAUAUUAUUUAAAAAAAUGGAUGUUGGAGACUAGAAACGUCAUUUAA